Myzus persicae (green peach aphid) is the source of this 1420-nucleotide messenger RNA. RefSeq lists its product as uncharacterized. NCBI's taxonomy places the organism in Eukaryota, Metazoa, Arthropoda, Insecta, Hemiptera, Aphididae. The coding region runs from base 168 to 1184 and encodes 338 amino acids. The record is from RefSeq and is a predicted model, not a curated record. The transcript has 6 exons.
UAAGGGUUUAUAACCCAAACGAAUGGCCGCAUGAUGUACGAAAUACAGCCCGUCGUGAAAAACUGGAAAACAAAAGAAAUAUCUAGUCAGACUGACCAGCUGAAUGUCCGCGUUUGCCAUUCAGUGCUAGUUUAAGAAUUGUUUAAAUCAAAAGUAAAUCGAUCGAUAUGGUGAAUAAGUGCAGCGUGACUGGUUGUAAAAGCUUAUAUUCGAAGGACAAUACCAAAGUUAGAUUACACAGAUUUCCUCUGUCGAAUCCAGAAACGCUACCCUUGUGGAUAGCUGCCACUGGUAGGGAAAAAGAUUGGACACCUUGUAAAAGUAGUAGAUUGUGUGGCAAUCAUUUUGAAAAUUCUGAAUACAUAAUUGGCCAUGGGAAAAAUGUUUUGAAGACAACAUCAGUCCCAACGAUUGAUUAUAGAGUGGAAGUUAUGAAAUACCAAAAAAAGAAGUUGCUAAAUGUAGAUAACGAUGAUGAGCUAAUGAUUAAACCUAAAGUCAAGCAAGAGGAAAGUAGUGAUACAAAUGUUGAAAUUGUCCAACUUGACUACAGCGAUAUGUACAAUUUAAAGUAUGAACAUCAAAAUCAGGGUAAAAAUGAUGAUCAUGGAGAAUCAUAUUAUAAAAAUGAGGAUGAAAAAUGUACAAAUAAAAAUCUCAAUUUUUCUAACUUGGAGACUAGUUAUGAUAACGAACAUGAUUCUAGUCACGAUGACGAGGCCGUAAAAAAUGAAUAUGAAGAUUUCAACUAUGAACUGAAAAAUGAUAUUUGUAACAGAGAAAACCAAUGUUACAUGUUUACAAGCAGUUUCAAGGAAGGCGUUGAACCUAUAGUUUUAACACCUCCAGAAGAUAAACCACCUGAAGAAUCAUUAAAUAUUAUGACUAUUGACCAAGCAACAGCAGAUUUAAAUUUUAAGAAAAUUAUGGCCUUAAAAUUAAAAAAACAACGGCGCACUAAAGAUAUUUAUUCGUUGUACUUCAAGACUCUGAAAAAAAAAAGGUUUCGAAAACAAGAAAAAUAUAAACAACAUUAUUCUAACAAUGAUGAAGACUCAUUUUCAACGUUUAUAGGAGCCCAAAUGAAAGAGUUGCGUCCAUUUAGAAAGGUUUAUUUAAGUGCAAAACACAGAAUUCAAAAAGUUUUAAUGCAAGCACAGCUUAAAAUAGCAGAGCUAAUUUAAUUAAGAUCGAAAAGUGGCAUUAUGACAAGUAGUUAUUGUUCUAUUCUGUAAUACAUUAAUCCACAUAUACUAUUAAAAUUAUGUUGUAUCGUAAAUUAUUAAUGAAAUGAAUGCAAAAGAAUGUAUAUUUUAUAAUUAUAGAUGUAUAAGUGUUUCAUUUAAUUCAUACAUUAAUACAUUAUUAUUAAAUAAAACAUUUUUAUUUAUAAAGUUUGGCUAUAAAUUAUACACAAUAA